CCCACCAACAUGCUACCACCUUGACACAGGCACAGACGCAUACAGACGCAUGCGCACAUACCUACAUACCUACCUACCAUACCUACCAUACCUACGUACAUCCAUACCCCCUACAUCCAUACCACCUACAUAUCUAUCCACAUACAUAUCCACAUACAUAUACACAUACAUACAUACAUACACACACACGCACACACACACACACACGCACACGCACACGCACACGCACAUAUCCGCGGAGAGCGAGCGAGAGAGAGAGAGAGAGAGAGGGAUAGACGGAGUGGGAGAGAGGGAGAGAGAGAGAGGCACAGAGAGCAAGCGGGAGAGUGGGAGAGGGAGAGGGAGGGAGACACGACGGGGCAGCGCGGGAAAAACAGCACCAUCCCCGUCUGCGAUCCUCAUGACACCAACCCUCUCUCCCCCAUUGUAUCUACCUCCCUCGUCUCCCUGCCCUAUUAUCUACCCUACCGGAACAAGGCGGACGAUGCACAAUACAGGCUCAACGACUAUCUCUGAAGCCCCGCGCCUUUCGAAUCCACCCCGGUUUCCGAGCUCCCCCUGUCCAGUCUGCUCCUCUGCACGCACGGUAGUUUACUCCGUAUUUUCUAUUUGUGUCGAGGCUGAGUAGCAUCGUCACACUCAUUCUGCUUACCUCUCGAAGAGAUACCUAUACAUCCGCUCAUACCUCCCCCGUCCUUCAUAUACAUAUACCUACCUACUCAUCGUUACAUCUUCCUCCUUAUAUCCCACCCUGCCUCCCCCCCCCCUCCUUCUCCC
Molecule: messenger RNA, 777 nt
Organism: Durotheca rogersii
Lineage: Eukaryota; Fungi; Ascomycota; Sordariomycetes; Xylariales; Xylariaceae
Exons: 1
Coding region: 50-628 (192 amino acids)
Source: RefSeq, a predicted model, not a curated record